AUGAAUCGUCGAGAUACAGAAAAUAAUUAUUACACUGAAAAAUAUGCAGAAUUCGGGAAACAAUUCACAACAAAUCGUUGGCCAAAAAUAAUUCUGAGUGAAAGGAUUAAACAGGAUAUUCUGAAAGUUUUUAACAUAUUUAGUAAACCAGGUGAAGGAACAAUAUCAAUUGAUGAUGUUCGUGUUGCAUUCAGAGCACUUGGUUAUGAUGCAAAACCUUAUGAAUUCGAAGAACUUCGAGAAAGAACACAAGAAUUUGAUUAUCAAGUAAAUUUUGGUGAAUUUCUAAAAUUAAUGGAAGAUAAAAUGCUCGCUGUUGAUAAUGACAUAGAUAUUGAAAAGUCAUUUGAGUUAUUAGAUACCGGAAAUAAAGGUUUUAUCGAUUUAAAUGAUUUAAGACUGGCUAUUAACAAGUUGGAUUAUGAAGAGCGAUUUCAUGAUGAAGAUUUAAUGGCCAUGCUGUUAGGUGGACAAAUGACUGAUCCAACAAAAGGAUUGAGUAAAGAAUAUGAAGAACGUCAAAGACUAGCCAGAAUUAGAUCAAAACAAAAACAACCAACUAUAACAACAACAAGUGGUGGUUUACACAACAACCCACUGAAUCCUGCAGCUCAGAAUGAAGAUUCCCCUUUGCCAGGCUUUACUCGAGCUAGACGUUUGUCAUCCAGUGGACAAAUGAGUCCAGAGAAGAUGGUGAUUAAUUUACAACAAUUUAAGCAUUUAAUGAAGAUGACAAGACCACCAGCUGAAGAUAUAACACUAAUGUAA
Molecule: messenger RNA, 768 nt
Organism: Trichobilharzia szidati
Lineage: Eukaryota; Metazoa; Platyhelminthes; Trematoda; Strigeidida; Schistosomatidae
Source: the annotation of a GenBank genome assembly